Messenger RNA from Bipolaris victoriae FI3, 366 nucleotides. RefSeq lists its product as hypothetical. The transcript has a single exon. Bases 1 to 366 code for a protein of 121 amino acids. The record is from RefSeq and is a predicted model, not a curated record. Lineage: Eukaryota; Fungi; Ascomycota; Dothideomycetes; Pleosporales; Pleosporaceae.
AUGCCUUCUUCUGGGCCAAGCCCUACUUUUUGUCUGCUCACAACGUUUUUGACAUGGCAAUGGCUGGGGGUCUUUUUUUUUUCUUCAAUUUUCAUGGCUGUGAUACGUCGGCCUAUGACUCGCGACCCAAGGACCCCUCUUCAUGUAUGUCAUCAGUUCAUACACCAGACGGAAAUUGUUGACAAGACCUUGCGUGUCUCGUCAGGACGUAUUUUUGUCCGCGGAUCAGGCCAUGAAUGCGCCCGAUACUUGCAAGGUGCCAUGAUGCUGGCCUGUGGCUGGCAUGACGGGUGCGACUUGGGGGAUGAGUAUGUGCAGUGUAUCGCAUACGUGGACAUGGAGUGUGUAGACAUGAAGUUGAGAUAG